GUCAAUUUUCAAUUUUGUCAAGAGUUUCGAUUUCGUUUUAUGGCUGCAAACUUACGUUGUUUUCAGAUUGCGUUUCUUCUGCUGUCGCUUGUCUCUGUCGUUACGUCAUCAUACGUCAACGACUUUAACGAGCCUCUGCUCUUCAAAUGUCCAAAAGGGAUGUCCAUUGCUUCUUGGGAAAGCUAUCAUGAGAACUCUCCUGAAGACAGACGCCACAGGUUCACCUGUAAGACGACACGAGGACUUGGGAAAUGUCAGUGGUCUGGUUAUGUGAACCAGUUUGAGCAACCAGUAUCUUUCCAAUGCCCCAACAAUGGCGUCAUUAGCGGUGUGAGCAGCAUUCACAGCAACGGUCCCGAAGACCGGCGCUUUGAUUUCUACUGCUGCUCCUUGAGAUGUGAACAGUUGGUGCAGUGUCAAGGCACUGGCUAUGUCAACAAUUGGGAUGGAUACCUCAACUUCUUAGUCCCCGUUGGACGUUUCUUAAAGGGGGUGUCCAGCGUUCACCACAACGUUCACAAAGACAGGCGCUGGGCAUUUGAAACCUGCUUGAUUCGCUGACAAAAUCGUCGCAACACUCAAUAUGCUGUAAAACCAGUCAAUAAAUGCUGCAGAACGUA
Molecule: messenger RNA, 620 nt
Organism: Haliotis rubra (blacklip abalone)
Lineage: Eukaryota; Metazoa; Mollusca; Gastropoda; Lepetellida; Haliotidae
Product: dermatopontin-like
Exons: 4
Coding region: 40-561 (173 amino acids)
Source: RefSeq, a predicted model, not a curated record